GUUUUGACACACACCAAACUUGGAACUCUAUUCGAGUGGCGACGUCAAAAGUUCAGUGGUAUAGGGGUCUCUGGUUCGCUGGAUCAACUCCAAAGUACUCUGUUAUGUCUUGGCUUGCUGUCCAUAACCGCCUGGCAACAGGAGAUAGGCUGCUGCAGUGGAACUCUCAGGCAAACGCUCAGUGUAUCCUCUGUAACUCUGCAGUUGAAUCCAGAAAUCAUCUUUUCUUUAGCUGCACCUUCACAGAGACUAUUUGGAGGAACCUCACAAGGAAGCUACUUGGACAGAACUACUCACACAUAUGGAGUGAAGUUCUUGAUCUUAUAUCGACACACACUGUCUCAGGGGAGACAAGGUUCCUCCUAAGAUAUGCUUUUCAAGUUUCAGUGCACAGUAUUUGGCUGGAGAGAAAUGGUAGGAGGCACGGCAAGGUUCAGAGACCUCCGAGCAUUCUUAUCAAGUUCAUCGACAAGCAAAUACGAAAUCGAAUCAGUUCUCUCCGGGGACGAGCUGGAACAUCCUUCAACAACACUAUGGUGGUUUGGUUUUCGUCUAGAGAUUAAAUGGGUUCCAUUCCACCAAAUUAGUUUCAAAACUAUCAUACAAGUUUACACUCAAGUUGCAUUAGUUUGUAAAAAAGUCUUUUUUGAUUUGAAUAAAUUUAACAUUCUUUCAAAAAAAAAAAAAAAAAAAAAAAAAAAACAUCUACGCCUAAGUUAGAGAUUUGUAUAACCUUUAUAAUGAUAAAUGUAUGUGUAUAAAGAAACAAUGGUGAAGAGAGUUAAAGUCUGAAUCACCUACCAUUUUAGGCAUAAUGAUAUCGAAUAUAAAUGUUAACGUAUAAAUUGUUGGAACUAUUUUUCACAAGCCAAUUGGGCUGAGUGAAAAAUAUAAUAUAAUGUGAAGUAAAUAUUGUAUUUUAUAUAGAGAAAGUCCAUCACAUCUGUGAGUCUAUGGAUUGAAUAAAAUGUUAGAAAAACGUUUUACUAAGUUGAUGACUAAACUAAAUCUAUUUGGUGACAAAUGACUUAACCUAAGUAAGUUUGAUGACUAAUUUAACUUAGUGACCAAUCUAUGCAACUUAGUGACAAAUGGUUAAUACUAAAGUUCACUUGGUGUCUAACCAUGGUGACUUAGUAACAGAUGUCAAAAGCUUAAGCAAAUUAAAUGACACAUGUCAAAGUUGCUUUAUGACUAAACUUUGUGAAUCUUUCCUAUAAAUAGACAUGUUAUUUCUCCAUUAGAAAUACAUUUCAUACAUUUGAAAAAUCACAAGUAAAACAUUCACAUCAAAAAAAAAAUGUACGAAGAUAAGCUUCCAUAAGCUUUUAAUACAUCAUAUACUCUCACUCUUCCAACAAAUUUAUUUAGAUAUUUUUUAUAGUCUCCAGAGUAUAACAUGGAUGUUAAGUUUGUAAUUAAAUUCUGCUUUGGAUGAUGCAAAAUAGUCUCACGUGGUUUUGUCUUGAGACUCAAAAACCGUACAUAAACCGUCUCACCUACGAAAAACUUAUUGAGUUAAGGAAAGCGAUUAAAUUACGACUCCACAUAUUUGUCUUUUUAUAUCGAUUUUUUAAACGUUUUUCCGCUUUAUAUUAUCGUUAUCAUCACAUUUUCUUUCAUAAUUUCAAUUUGGUUUCUGGCAUCCUAACAUAGAUCAGAUGGCAAUGACCGAAUUCUAUUAACAAGUAAAUAGACUUCACAUUUUUCAAAGGAUUUAAUACAUAGCAGAAAACAAUAUGUAAAUUUAUAAUUAAUUUUUAAAUUUUAUUUACAUUUCUAUCAUUCUGCAUUUCACAAAAUUACUAAAAUAUAAUGGGAAGAAUAUAUUUAAGUUGUGUUAAUUACUCUAAACAAUAUGUUAUUUGUAUCUAAAUUCAUCCCGUGGAAAAAUUAACUUGUCCUGUGAGUCAUGAGAUAAUGACAAUGGGCCGAAUAAAUAAUUGGGAUUAGUCUUAAUUAAACGCCCAUUAGAUCUAAGUAGAUUAACUAACUCUUUUUUUUUGAUCAUACUAACUAAUCUGUCACAACUCUUCUUCUUUUCUCUGCGUGGCUCUCCAAAUCGGAAGACUUUCGCCACCGUCGGCUUUCUUAUUUCCGGCAUAAUUCGCCGGUGAUUUUCCUCGUUCUUCUGUGUACUACUUUCGAAGUAUGGGAUUUUCCCGCCAUUUACAGUAAAAGGUUCAUUCUGCAUUUCCAUAGCUCAUUAUAAACAGAAUUUUUUUUUUUUUUUUUUUUUCUAAGUUGAUAUAAAAAAAAAAACAAAUUCUGCAUUAUGUUGUUGGUCUCUUUUGUUGGAAUCUCUGUUCGUAUAAACUUAGGGGUUUUUUUUUUUUUCAAAACUAACCCAAUCAUGAUUCAUGAUGCGUAGGUGGAUUCGUUUAAUCUCAUCGGGUGCAAGAAUGUCAGAUUCUGGUGAAGCUAAAAAGUCUCACCCUGCUGUUGAGCAAGACUUUAAGUCUCAGGAAGGCCAAACGACUCAAAACUCAAACAAAAGAACGCUUGAUGAAGCCUCCAAAAACGAAACCUCCGGUUUAGAAACCCUCAAGAAGAUGGCCAAACCAACAGCCAGGAAGAUUGAGUUUAAGACAACAGAGGAGGAGGAGGAGGAGGAGGAUGCAUUGCCUCUAGAAUGUUCCAUUUGCAGAAACCCAUUCUUGAAUCCAGUUGUAACAAACUGCAACCAUUACUUCUGCAAUCUCUGUGCCCUAAUGCACCACGAGAAGAACACCAAUUGUUUUGUGUGUAACCAGCCAACCCUUGGAGUUUUCAACACAGCCGUGGAUAUCAAGAAAAAGAUAGUCAACGUACGUCAGAAAGCCAGAGCAAUGGUGAAGGAGGUGUCAACAAUCUUGGCAAAGGCUUUGGUUAUAAGGAAGGACGCGGAUGCCAUGGCGGCACAGUCGGCGGGAAUGGUGGAAGAUGUUGAAACAGUGAUGGGUAUAGUGGAUGCCCACGGGGAAACGUCGGCGGAAGAUCCAACUUCGUGGGAUGAGAUUGUGGAUCUGGUGGAAAGCAUGGAGGUGGUAGCGGCGAAGGCCAAGGAGAUGGCGGAGAAGGCGGCGGAGAUGGUGAAAGAAGCGAAUGAUACAACGGAGACGGCAAAGAGAGAGAUGGCCAAGGCGUUGGGGGUGAUGAGGAAAGUCAAGUGGAACGUGUAAACCGGUAGACGCGCUUCGGUUCAGUUCCACUACUAAUCAGAGUUUUUUUGCUAGGCAGAUCGUUUGAUUCAUUGGUUUAUAAAUUUUUUUUUUUUUUUUUUAUUCGAAUUUUUUUUUUUUUUUUUUUUUUUUUUUUUUAAUAAUAUAUAAUAUAUAAAAUCUGCCCGAAAGAUCGGGAAUCAGAUACGGUUACAAGCUCGCUUUGAACAAAAUUAUCGAAAUCUGACUAUUACAAACCUAGCUUCGCCCACCCACUAAACCCGGCGCAUUCCGCUAAGAUGUUUUUUGAAAUCCUUCGAUAUCGGUAGCCGUUCUCAACCAUCAACGUGACUCUCGGGAAAGUGAGGUUCUCCGCGUUUCCGCGGAUGCCGGGAGAUCCCUUGACAUUUCCGGAGUAGCUAGUUCCCGAUGAUCUCCACAAGCUCAUAACUUUCUCUGUCUAUGAAGCGCAAGACGACCGAAGGGGAGAGAUCAUAUACUUACCAAUGCCUUGCGAAUGCCACCAAGGCCAGCUCGUAUAAAGCGCCACCGACACUAUGACCGCAUCCCAAAACGAGCAAGCACUCGCUUCUGCCAUCUACGAAACCUGUACAAAGAUGAGUUGCCUCCACCGCCACUUCCUGAAAUGCAGUCUCUAAACCUGUGCAAGAAACGCCAGCCUCACCACCGUAGAAGGAACAAGACCAAUCACCACGGCGCCGGGAUGUGAGCUUCGACUGGAUGCUGACUCUGAGGCGGCGAAUGACCCCCGAGAACCGCCUAAGCAACCAAGGCCUUUGAGAACCAAAGGACCAAUUUCUUGAUCAAGAACUAUCAACCCCUGAGCCACGGGGUGUGAUAUGACGAUGAUGAGCGAGAGACUUGAACUCGUCGAGUGAAGCCGUCACCUACUCUCGGAGAAGAACAAAACAGGAAGCCAGGAGCAGGAGCUCCGAAAGAGUUGCGAGGCAACAAGAAGACCUCUCAUGGCCAUAGACGACCACUCGAGGUGAACCGGAAAACACACGCACGAAGAAAUCAGACCGGACACUUUCACCACGAUCACAUCCGCCUUCAACCCUCGUCUCCUAAGCCCUCAAAGAACCUGAGAGAACUCUUGGUUACGGCAAGCCAAGCAUCGGAAUCUCUCCGACCCGAAGAAAUCCUAAGCAAACACCACCAUAACCGAACAAGCACGAGCACCAGCAACAGACCCGCAGCUGCAGACCACCGCCGAAGCCACCGUGACAAGACCCUUUGCUACCACUCCUCGACGACAGAGAACCCGAGAGAUCCAUAAAAGGGAAAAGUGAAUCUCUCCAUAAACUCAAAAGCCGACUCUAGAUCGCUCUACUUCGCCGGACCCUCACCGCAAUUCCGGAGAAAGAGCUACCCCUACCUUGAAUCGGCUCCUCGCGACUGAAGCUUCCACCGGCGACGCAAGCUCGAACCUAGAAGAGCAAGCAUAUCGGGAGAGGGAGAGCAGAGACGACCUAGAGCAAAGAGGAAGACGAGACAGAGGAGAAGAGACCCCUCCGGCUCCGGCACGCGCUCUGACGCGACG
This is a messenger RNA of Brassica rapa (field mustard), 4704 nucleotides long. RefSeq names its product E3 ubiquitin-protein ligase rnf8-B. Gene Ontology annotation, cellular component: U2-type spliceosomal complex. NCBI's taxonomy places the organism in Eukaryota, Viridiplantae, Streptophyta, Magnoliopsida, Brassicales, Brassicaceae. Gene Ontology annotation, biological process: snoRNA splicing. The record is from RefSeq and is a predicted model, not a curated record.